Messenger RNA from Neodiprion fabricii, 3153 nucleotides. Its product is annotated as myosin-11-like. Bases 1 to 3153 code for a protein of 1050 amino acids. The record is from RefSeq and is a predicted model, not a curated record. The transcript is spliced from 13 exons. Lineage: Eukaryota; Metazoa; Arthropoda; Insecta; Hymenoptera; Diprionidae.
AUGUCGUACGCCGAACACGGACCGAGAAUUUUUUUGGCUGGUAGCGGUAAGCGGAAGAACUUUAGAGGCGAUCAGACACUUACGUACGGCGAUUAUGUUCUGCCGAGAAAGAGAUCUGAAGGACGUUUAAAGGCUUACGAAUCGUGCACCGAUAUCAGGGCCUGGAGCCAAAAUUCACUCGACAAUACACGAUACAUUCGCGAGCUCGCCGAGCAUGCAAAAACGGUGAGCAGGGGAUUUCCACGUCAUGAUUUGAAGCACAAGCCGGGAAAAAUCGUGCCGUUGAACGUUGUUAUCGAUAAUGUUAUCGGACUUGGAGCACAGACCCAAAAUGAGCUGAGCGCCUGCAGAAGGGAAUUGCAGAGGUAUAAAAGCCUCACGUUGACGCCUGAGCAGCAACACCAACUUCAAUCAGCCGUUCUCGCCUCCCCGAGAUUAAGAUCUCGGUCGAAACCGCCGCAGGCUACGAGUACGCAGAAGAGUGAAUUCGGCGAGACGGCACGAGCCCGUUCGGCCUCACCAGUGAGGUCUUCGAAACCGGAUGGCAUCGAUAAAUCAUUGCAGACUGGAACAGUGACAAGCCCGAUCCUCCAGUCGAGGGCAGUCUCCGCCAUCUGGUUGAGCACCGACGGAACUUCGGAAGACACGCGGUCGGAACUAAUCGACAAUGCCGCUACAGCUGCAGCGGGCAAAGAUGAGCUCGCUUUUAUUGGCUCAACUUCAGGAGAGGAGUACACCGAUGAUUACGAAGAGGAUGGAGAUUCUACGGCUAGUCGGACGCGGAAUAGACCGGAAAUGAUUUCCAGUUCCGGAACCCCGGGCAGAAGCGAUACGGAAACAGGAUCUGGAACCGGUUCGGUUACCGACUACGAAACCGAUGACGAAAACAACAAGUCUAUAAUCAUCAAAAAGGACUCGGAGAUCAUCGCCUUGAAGAACGAAAUCGGCGCUAAGGAAAUGGAGAUCGAUGAACUUAGGGAAAGAAACAAGUUGCUUGAAACCUCUUUAAAAGUGAAGGAAGAUGGCAUCCAGCUCCUGAAGGGAAACUUGAAGAUGUCGGAACAGCAGUUUGCGGGAGUUGGAGAGGACAUAAUGUACGAAUCUGAGAUGCUGAAGAAGAAGAUAGCCGUAUGCGAAUGCACAAUAUCGGAACUCAAAAGUGAUUUGAAAGAAAAGGCAUCGAUAUGUCGAGCUCAGGGCCAUGAAAUCGAAGAGCUGCGAUUUCGUCUGAAAGAAACCGAGCUGUUGCGAGUGGAACGGAACUCACUGCUGCGUAAAGUAAAUGAAAUGGGCGAUCUGUUAACGGACGCAGAGAAAUGCGGUCGAGCGUUGACGGAGAUGAAAUCGGCGCUGCGAGAGCGUGACGAACUGCGAAGUCAAAACCGAGAGCAGAGCUGUUUGCUGGCGGACCAAGAGGAAGAGAUACAGCGGUUGGUGCUGCUGGUCCGAAGUCUGUCGGCGAAGCACGAGGGCCUGCAGGUAAAGAUGAAGGGAACAAUCGAGAGCAUGCGGCUAGAGAUAGACGAGAAAAACUGCAAGAUAUGCGAAUGCGAGGCACAGCUUUCGUCCGUGGAGAAAGAGGUCGACUGCCUCAACGUCAAGCUGAAGAACAGCCUGAACAGCAUGGACGAGUUCAAGAUCGCCUAUCAGGAUGCCUGCAACUGCGCAGACCUGGACCGAGACAUUUACUCGCAGGCUAAGAGCGCCCUUUGCAAACUAAAUCAGACAAUGACGGAACUCAAGGAGUAUAAAUUGGAGAGGGAGAACCUGCUGCGACAGAUCGAGGAAAUGAAGUACAAUAAAAACCACAUUAACAAUAACCUCAACAGAUUCUGCUGUCAGAAUUUUAUCGCAGCGGAAAAUGAGAUACGCAGAAAAGGUGACGUCGGCGAUUUGGGGAUCCUGGAUUUGCGGAAACGAAAAUGUGCGUUGCGGGAAGAGCUUGAGGAGGUAGAAAAGGAGCUUCAAGAUCGACUGGGAAAUCGCGGCCGGGAAGCCGUUGGAUUGGACGAGGACCUGGACGUCGUGGCGUCAGCGAAACGGACGAUAAAUCGACUGAAUAACGCGAUGCUGGACCUGGACGCAUGGGAGUACGAAAAGGCCAGUAUGCAGGAGACGAUAGAACGGUUGAAAAUUCAGGUAUCGACGUUGAGCGGAAAAGAGGAAAACGGAGACGGUGAGAACGUCGAGAGACGCAUCGUCGACCAGGCCUCAAACUCGCUGGCGAAGCUAAGCCGACUGUUUGCGGAGCUCAAGCAGUACCAAAUGGAACGUGAAGUAAUGCAGAACAAAAUCAAGAACCUCACCGAAGCUUUGAAGGAUUCGCAAUCGGCAGAGGGGUGCAAGGGAAUAACAAUGCUUAAGGAACGGCUGCGCGAUCUGCGUAUUGAAAACGAGAAGGAGCGCUUGGCGCAUGCCGAGAACAUAAAAAGCUUGCAGGCGAGACUGGAAGAGGCCGAAAACACGUCGGGCUGUUCGGGUGUUAAAGCUCUGAGACAGAAACUGCGGGAGUCGCUGCAGGCUACCGGCACAGACGUAAAGGUCGAUCAAGCUCUGGCGAUUCACGUGAAGAAGUCGAUCGAGAGGCUCGAAAAUUUAUCGAAGGAGAUCAAAGAGGUCGACGAAGAGCGCGUCGAGAUUGUUAAAGAGAUUGCCAAGCAGCAGGAAGAGAUUCAGGUCAGGAACGUGGAGAUUAUGAGACUAAAGAAGCAGGUGGCUCAGGAAACUGCGAAGCGUCGAGGUGAAGGAGAUCGCGCUGAGGAAGGCCUGCAGGAGCUUGAGGGGACGCGGAACGAACUUGUAGAGAAAAUCAGAACCAUACAGGAGCUCGAGGACCAGCUUCAGUCCUGGCAGUUUCAGUUACUUGGAUCUAACAAGGAGCAAGCUUCACUGAAACAGCGAAUAAAAGCAAUGGAAGACGAGAAAAUCGAACUCCUUGCUCGUAACGAUGAGAUGGCGAAGAAGCUCGAGUCAGCAGACACCGAAAUGUCCUCCCUUAUAAGUAAAGUCACUUCAUCCGAAAGGAUUCACGCAAAUUUGAACGAACUCGAAGCUCAGGUCGAAGAAAUGAAGCCGAGAUUGCUGUCACUGCAAAGCAAAAACGAGAAACUGAUUGGAGAGGUAGCGACAUUGAAGGAGAGCAAAGGAGAGUGA